Messenger RNA from Pocillopora verrucosa, 1605 nucleotides. Its product is annotated as major facilitator superfamily domain-containing protein 6-like. Gene Ontology annotation, cellular component: membrane. NCBI's taxonomy places the organism in Eukaryota, Metazoa, Cnidaria, Anthozoa, Scleractinia, Pocilloporidae. The record is from RefSeq and is a predicted model, not a curated record.
AUGGAUAAAGGACUUUGGCUCUCAAAAGCAUUUUACACGUCAUUUUACGUGGCUAUUGGGGCACUGUUUCCGUACCUACCAGUUUAUUUCAAACAGCUGAGAUUAUCUUCCCAUCAAAACGGAAUCCUUAUUGGUAUCCGUCCACUGAUUCAGUUUUGCGUAACUCCUCUGUGGGGCGCAUGCGCAGAUAGGUUUUGCAAAAGCAAGGUUAUAUUUCUGAUGUCGGUAUUAGGUUGGUUAGUGUCAAAUUUCUUAUUGUCAUUAGUUCCAACUACUGAUGAACCUCAGUGGUGUAAACUUUACAACAAUAACAACAGCAAAGAAAUUUCAUUGCCGAACAGUCGCACAUUCUCACUUAAAUUUACUGGGAACUUUUCCGAUUCAAACACUGUUACUCGUCAGCAAACAAGAAAACACGAUUUUUUUUCCAGAGUGUCGCCGGUUCUUGACACAACUGUACCGUUCUUACCUAUAACAUUUAAAGAUCUGAAGACUGUUUAUAACGUUACUUUACACAACCACGGCAAAGAAGUGGAAGCCCUGAGGAUCAAUGACGGCUGGAAAGAUCAGCUGGAAGUGGCAUCAUUAGAGCCUUCAGCUACAAAGCCUCCUCAAGAUUUUUCAAACGCAAUAGCAACAGAGAAUGAGUACGUUGAAUGUGACUCCAAGGAAUUUCUAUUCUUGUUACUUGUAACUGUAAUUGGUACGGCGAUUGCAGCUCCAGCCCAAGCAUUUGCAGAUACUGUAACGCUUCAAAAUCUUAACGGUGAAUCUCAUAAGUAUGGUCGAGUAAGACUCUGGGGAUCUCUGGGUUGGGGCAUUGGAGGAUUUUCUGUCGGAGCUGCUGUCAGCGCGAAUUAUCGCACGAAUCGUUGUGGUGAGACUGUCAUCAACUACAUGCCUUGUUUUUACGUUUAUGCGGUGGCAAUGAGUGUGGCGUUUGUAUGCGCAACUCAAUUUCAGUUUGAUCAGCCUUUUAUCAAAGAUGAGCAAGAAGUAAAUGUCACAGGUGGCUCAAAAACUCCAAAAAUUCUCCAAGGGCUCAAGGUUUUUCGUAAUCCUCAAUUCUGUUUUGUCAUGUUCAUCGCGUUUUUUUGCGGUUCAGCUACGGGAUUUAUAGAAACGUUUCUAUUUUGGUAUCUUCACGAAUUAGGGGGAGGACAGUUAUUAUUCAGCGUGAUGAACGGGCUAAACUGUGCGGCAGAAGUGUGUGUGUUUUUUGUGACGGACAAGCUGCUCGGUUUUCUUGGACACAUCAAUGUUAUCUAUGUCGCGUUAUUUUGCUACUCUAUUCGCUUUAUUUACUUCUACUUCGUGAAAAGUCCCUGGGCAGUUUUACCCGCGGAAUUACUCCAAGGAAUUACCACCGCAGCAUUCUGGUCAUCGUGUGUUUCUUACGUUGGGUUGCAUCCCGGAGCACCAAACACAGUUCAAGGAAUUCUAAAUGGAGUUUACAUGGGACUUGGUUUCGCAUCUGGUGGGUUUAUAGGAGGAUUUCUUGUACAAUUCGCAGAAAUGAAGACUUUGUUUCUUUUGUACGCUCUUAUAAGCUUUUGUAUCCUUAUAAUAUUUGUUUUUUUAAACAAGAUCAAAUCAAAAACAUAA